This is a messenger RNA of Leptidea sinapis, 1898 nucleotides long. RefSeq names its product cilia- and flagella-associated protein 99-like. The record is from RefSeq and is a predicted model, not a curated record. Lineage: Eukaryota; Metazoa; Arthropoda; Insecta; Lepidoptera; Pieridae. The transcript has a single exon. The coding region runs from base 49 to 1824 and encodes 591 amino acids.
UUAUUUUGUGUGACAAGUUUAUUUUAGUUCUCUAUAAUAAUAGUAAUAAUGGUAUACUUUUACACCUCAAGUAAUGUAAAAAUGUUGAGAAACAUGAUAACGGAUUAUGCAACAGCAACUGAAGUAUCUCCUUAUGAAUAUAUAAAGAUAUACAUUGAAAAAUGUCCGGAGGGAACAGAAGACACAAAGUUGUCCUGGAUAGCUGAAUCGUUUCUAGGUAUUCAAAAACACAAUAAAUAUCUCAAAGAGAUCAGCUCUUACAUGUCGAAUGAGCUUUCAGGUGACGAUCAGGAUUUUUUUCUGAUUAUUUUUCAUGCCAUCACGUUUCAAAUAUCUCCUACGGAUAUGAAAUAUUUGUAUAAAUGUUUGUACAAUUUAAGCAAGCCCCUAUUAAAUACUUUUACUAUUUUUUUGAGCAAUAAUGAAGCUUUAACUUAUGUAUCACAAGUGGCACAAAGUUAUUAUGAUGCAACUUUUAUUACUGAGAAAAUUAUUGGACCCUUAUUUAACUGGCAACCUUAUAUAAGUGAAAUGGCACAUACUUAUGCUGAAUAUAUAAAAAAAAUAGAACGACUAAAAAUGAAACCAUUGACUGUACCAAUAAAACCAAAUGUAUUAAAUAGAAAAAGUCAUCAUGAUAGUCGUGAUGUCGCUAGUACAGCCCCUAUUGAUAAUCCUCCUACUUCAAUAAAAAAUAAAGGUACUAAAAUGCUUACCAAGAGCGCAAUUGAUAAAAAACUAAACAUAGUAUAUAAAAAAAAUAAACAGAGAGCCAAUGAACUUUUAACGAAAGUCAAAAGAGAUAACAAUCACUAUGCCAAAGGAAAAUCAGAAAACUUUUAUAAGAAAGUUUCAGGUAUUCAGAAUGAGACAGAAAACGAAUACAAAGGACCAAAUUUUGUGUCCAAAAAGGCCCCUGCCUCUACUAAUGUGCCAACUGUUAAGGAAAAUACAGCAACUGUUAAGCGAUUAAAUAAAAGAAUACAACAGUUUCAAAAAGAAGAGGUCCAAUGGUUAGAAGAUUUAGUUACAAACUAUAGAAAUAUGCAAAAAAUAGAAGAAAUGCAGGAGUACGAUCGUCAGGAAACAGAAAGACAACGAUUACUAGACAUAGAAAAAAAACAUUUAAUGGGUCUUCUAAGUUAUGAAGAGGCACUCAUAGCAAGAAAAAAGUUAAAAGAGGAAAAUAAAAAGAAAUAUGAAGAUUUCAUUAAAGAAAAGGUAAAAUGGGAAGAAGAAAUAGAAAAAUGGCAAAGAGAGGAAUUGGAAAGGAAUCGAAAACAGGUUGAAAAGCUUUCAUUACUUGAAUUAAAUUUACUUGAAGCUCGAAAUAACGCAACUUUGAAGAAGAAAGAGAUAGUGGAAAAUGUCAAAAAAAAUAACAAGGAGUUAUUAUCAAAAGCUAUGAAAGAAAAGGAAGAAGAAUUAGAGAGGAAAAUAAACAUGAUCAAGGAGUUAAAAAUUUUAUCGAUAAUUGCUAAAAAGAUAAAGGUUCCGAAAAUUGUUGAUUUGACAGAAUCUUCUGGUAUUGGUUUGCUUUGUGAAAUGUCAAUUGCAGAGUUGCAAGAGAGGCUUAAUGCUACAAAAAUGUGUUUAAAAGAAGAGCUGGAAAAUAAAAGAAAAUCUAUUAAAGAAGAAAAAGAACUCGAGAAGAAUAAAUUAGAAGAAACAAAAUCAAUGAUUCAAGACUAUAUUAAAGAACGUGAAAGUUUAAAAAAGGAUAAAAAACGAAUUCAAUACCGUACCCAAGCAACAUCUAAAGAAAUUGACGACUUAAAAAAAAUGUUGGAAGAAAAACGAAAAAUUCGCCAGUUAAUAACAUAAUUUAUAUUUGGUGUUAAUUUUAUUCAUAUUUUUUUAGUUGUGAAUAUAAAUAAUAAAGCGUAUUUUUUUCAUUU